Molecule: messenger RNA, 2864 nt
Organism: Oldenlandia corymbosa var. corymbosa
Lineage: Eukaryota; Viridiplantae; Streptophyta; Magnoliopsida; Gentianales; Rubiaceae
Source: the annotation of a GenBank genome assembly
GGUCAACAAACAUGUACUACCGUAACUCUUCAGACAUCCUCGAUACAAACUUCAAACAUAAAUUUUCUACAUUUUAAAUGAUUCCCUCCCAGCUAUAAUAAUGUCGGAACUUCUGAUUAUGGGAUCAUGAAACAUUGCUCCUUGAUCUGAAACCUGAUGCCAUAAGAAACCUCAACUCCCAAUUUUCCUUAGGCCACAUCACCUUUUUUAAAUAACCAUGCCACAGAAAAACAAGGCCUUAUGUAGCAUUGCUUUCCUGAUAUUCACAAGUAUUAUCCAGAGUUGUAGUACUUCAAAAGACACCAUUACACAAAACCAAUCCUUCAAAGAUGGAGAUAUCUUGGUGUCAAGUGGGAGCACAUUUGCGUUCGGUUUCUUCAGCCCUGGAAAUUCCCUGAAUCGGUAUGUUGGGAUUUGGUUUAACACAGUGCCUGAACAAACGGUGGUUUGGGUUGCGAAUCGGGAUAACCCCAUCCAGGGCACCAAUGGAUCUCUAUCCAUUGAAGCUUCUGGAAAUCUUGUUCUCCGUGACCUAAGCAACAACAGGCUGGUAUGGUCUACUAACAUUUCGGGUUUGGCUGCAGAUUCUUAUUUUGCUCAGCUCUUGGAUUCAGGGAAUCUUUUGUUGCUCCAAGGUUUGAAUCAAAGUACAAGCAGGGUCAAUUUGUGGCAGAGCUUCGAUUUUCCUACUAAUACUUUGCUCCCUUACAUGAAAUUGGGGGUGAAUCGGACAUCCGGUCAUCAAUGGACCUUAACAUCUUGGAAAUCUCGAGAUGAUCCGGGAACAGGGGAUUUCCAGGACAAGUUGGAACUAAAUAGUUCACCGCCACAAUUCUUCCUGUUCCAAAAUUCUGAAAAGAUAUGGCGACAUGGGCCAUGGAGGGAGCAUUAUUUGAGUCAGUUACCUGAUACGUCUACUGGUUACGUUUUCAGUUCUAGUUAUAACGAGAGUGAUGCUGAAGUCAGCCUUCUGUACGGACUUCCAGAUCCCUCGAUUUUAUCUAAAGUAACAGUAAAUGAAUCCGGGUUUCUUGAAUUUGCAACAUGGCAAGACGAUCAGCGUAAGUGGCUUAGAUUUGGUUCUUUCCCGAAUGACAUAUGCGACUAUUACAGGCAAUGUGGUGCAUUCAGCGUUUGCGGUCCUUAUAAGUCGGGUGAAUUUGAAUGUCAGUGUCUUCCUGGAUAUAGCCCUAAAUCUGAAAGGGACAAGCACUCAAAGAAUGCGACCAACGGCUGCACUAAUAAAUUGACCGGAGAACAAUUUUGUGGAAAUAUUAGUAGUGUUGAUGUUGAAUUCAUAAAAUUGACAUCUGUUAAGUUGCCAGAUACCGCGAAUGCAAUUGGUAAUCGAACUAUGGGACUUGAAGAAUGUGCAGAUUUGUGUUUGAAAAAUUGUUCGUGCACAGCUUAUGCAAAUGCAUAUACUGAUAAUGGUGGAAGUGGCUGCAUUACUUGGUAUGGUGAUUUGAUGGAUAUGAGGCAGCUUUCAAAUGCGGGACAGGAUGUCUUCUAUAUCAGAGUUUCUCAGUCUGAAUUAGCUCAAUAUCAGAAGAAUUCAAAGAGGUCAGAGAGCAAAAGGUUGAUAAUCAUCUUGGUACCGUCCGUAGGAGGGAUUCUAUUAUUGAUCUACUCAACUUGGUUGGUCCUGUUGAAGCGCAAAGAUGGACAAUCAAAGGCCGACGACUGUACGGAUAAGAAGGCAUUAGACUUGCCAACUUUCAAGAUGAGCAGUAUUUCAGCAGCAACCAACAGUUUUUCACUCACAAACAAGAUUGGUGAAGGCGGUUUUGGACCUGUUUACAAGGCUGAACUUGCAACAGGACAAAUGAUUGCCAUCAAGAGACUAUCAACAGAUUCCAUGCAAGGACUGGUGGAGUUCAAGAAUGAAGUGAUCUUGAUUUCCAAGCUUCAACACAGGAAUCUAGUCAGGCUUUUGGGAUGCUGCAUUGAUGGCCAAGAGAGGAUGCUAAUCUAUGAGUACAUGCCAAACAAGAGUCUAGACAACUACAUAUAUGAUGGCGAAACAAGGAAAGGGCUUAAUUGGAGAAUGCGCUUUAACAUCAUAAUUGGGAUCGCACGAGGACUGGUCUACCUUCAUCGAGAUUCAAGGUUGAGAAUAAUACAUAGAGAUCUCAAGGCUAGCAAUAUCCUUUUGGAUAAGGAGAUGAAUCCCAAAAUUUCAGAUUUUGGGACUGCCAGAGCUUUUAAAGAGCAGCAGCUUCUAGCCAAAACAAUCAGGGUUGUCGGUACUCACGGAUAUAUGGCGCCGGAAUACAUCACGAGAGGGCUAUACUCAAUGAAAUCUGAUGUGUUUAGCUUUGGCGUAUUAAUCUUGGAGACAGUUUCGGGCAAAAGAAACAGAGAUUUUCAUCCAGAUCAGGAUCACAAUCUCCUUGGACAUGCUUGGAAUCUCUGGAACGAAGGGAGUGUUGAUAGACUAAUUGACGAACUAAUGGAAGAUCAGUUUCCCGCAUUAGAGGUGGAAAGGUGCAUACAAGUCGGGCUGUUGUGCGUACAAAGACGCCCUGAAGAUCGGCCAACCAUGACCACUGUACUGAGCAUGUUAGACAGCACAAACUCUGUGCUUCCUCAACCUAACCAGCCAGCCUUUUCCAAUACACUCAUCUGUGUAGAAAAUUCACUGAACAAAAUGCGCCGGACUAAUGGGAUCACUCUCACUGUAUUGGAGGGCCGCUAACAAAAUAACAGGCUACCAAACUCCGUUGCACAGAAACUCUAGAAUGUCCAAUGACGAUACCUGGAAUUGUACCGCCGGUGUAGGGUGAAACUCCGACUAGGGUUUUCUGCAAAACAGAGCCUCGGGCGUCUCGCGAGGAUAGACACUCCGAAGCUUAAGUCAGAAA